AUAAAUUUCAAAAGUAGCUCUUAAAAAUGCUCUAUGAUGUUGAUAGUAUUUGCAGCUCUAACAUAAACAAUAACGUCAGACCAAAAAAAAUAUAAACAAUAAUGAUAACAUCUUGUCAAAAUUUCUGCAGACCGUUGGUGUAAGCCCAUUGGGCUUAGAAUCUGAGCCCACAAGGAUACUUAUCUUGUAAAACAAGUCAACAACAACCACUUCAACAGCUUUAUCGAUCUUCUUCCUCCUCUUAUCUGAAACGAUCAAAGAAGAAGAAGCUCAAAGCGAUCGCAAAGAUGAUGCACAUGACCUUCUACUGGGGCAUCAAAGCCACUAUCCUCUUCGAUUUCUGGAAAACCGAUUCGUGGCUCAGCUACCUCCUCACCUUGCUCGCCUGCUUCGUCUUCGCCGCCUUCUACCAGUACCUCGAGAACCGCCGCCUCCAAUUCAAAUCCCUUUCCUCCACCCGCCACCCUCCGCCGCCACGAACCGGCGUCUCCGCCCCUCUUAUCCCCAAAUCGAGCACCGGAUCCGCCGCCAAAGCUGCGUCGGUGCUGCUCUUCGGCGUCAACGCGGCGAUCGGGUACUUGCUGAUGCUCGCGGCCAUGUCCUUCAACGGAGGCGUUUUUAUCGCGAUCGUCGUCGGGUUGACCGUUGGUUACCUCGUUUUCAGAUCUGACGACGACGGUGGUAACGCGGCGGCGGAGAAUCCAUGCGCGUGUGCUUGAAUCACAUGGAAGGUGGAUUUCGAGAAGUCCGAAAAAAUAUGAUGCUUGUGAUCCGGUUAGAGUUUGUUGUGUUGGAUCUGUAACAAGUGUUUAUGUCUGUAUAAUAACUACUUUUCGAUGUUGUCCUUCACCAACUUUCUAAAACUGAAUUUCAUAAUAUUGUUUUUAUAUCCUA
Molecule: messenger RNA, 894 nt
Organism: Brassica rapa (field mustard)
Lineage: Eukaryota; Viridiplantae; Streptophyta; Magnoliopsida; Brassicales; Brassicaceae
Product: copper transporter 5-like
Biological process (GO): copper ion transmembrane transport
Cellular component (GO): plasma membrane
Molecular function (GO): copper ion transmembrane transporter activity
Source: RefSeq, a predicted model, not a curated record